Molecule: messenger RNA, 1660 nt
Organism: Oncorhynchus mykiss (rainbow trout)
Lineage: Eukaryota; Metazoa; Chordata; Actinopteri; Salmoniformes; Salmonidae
Source: RefSeq, a predicted model, not a curated record
UCGUAUUUGGCAUUAGAAUGGUGACAAUGAGUUGGCAUGAUAGCACUUGUGAACAGAUUGGCACUCAUGCCACAUGCCAGUUCAGAACAUGUGUUACACAUACAUUACACAAUAACUUGAGAAAGAGGGAAGAGGAAAUACAUUUCUUUCCUUGUCAGAAACUCCCCAGAUAAGGAGUGGCUAUCGGUUCAACAUAAAACGUAAUGUAUGAAAUGAGUCCUGGACACUUCCAACAGAACCUGAAUACAUGAUGAGUAUGCUCAUGGCAUCUUUUCUCUCCGCAGCUCUGCUGUUGCUGAUUCCUGUGAUCUUUGUCUUUGUAAUGUCAUCUCUAUCACCUAUACACUACAGUAUAGUUGACAUUGUAAAUUACAAUUUAAACAGAGUCUUCCAUUGAGUUGGUGGUAGUCAACAGCAUCUCAAACACACCCAAUAAGACCUACAGUACUAAUGUCGCAUUCAGAGGGGUCCUUAUCGGUGCCAUGAGAAGACUGCAGGAGACCACUGCAGGAUUCAAUUUCACCUACACAGAGGACCGCAACUAUGGUCCCUUCCUGGUGAGUGUGAAUGGUGUAGCCGGGAACAAUACUGAAAACACUUUCUGGGAGCUCCUUGUUCAGACUGGGGGGAAUGGGACCACAAUCAGACCUGAUGUGGGUAUUGGCUGUUACAUCCCUGAACCAAAUGACCGCAUCAUCCUAAGAUUUACUGUGUUCGUCUCGGGCUCGCACUCCGUGAGUGGCAACAGUUCGAAUCCUGGGAACCUCACAGCAGGAAACACUUCCAGACUAGAUUCUAUUGAGCUGGUGGUAGUCAACAACAUCUCAAACACCACCAACAAGACCUACAGUACUGACAUUGCAUUCAGAGGGGUCCUUAUCGGUGCCAUGAGGAGACUGCAGACCAAUUCAGGAUUCAAUUUCACCUAUACAGAGGACCCCAACUAUGGCCCCUUCCUGGUGAGUGUGAAUGGUGUGGCUGGGAACAAUACUGAGAAGACUUUCUGGGAGCUCCUUGUUCAGACUGGGGGGAAUGGGACCAUAAUCAGACCUGAUGUGGGUAUUGGCUGUUACAUCCCAAAACAAAAUGACCGCAUCAUCCUGAAUUUUACAAAGUUCACCACAAACUCUGCAAGUGGCAGUUGUACGAAUCCUGGUGUGUUGUUGUUUUUGGUGGGUUUGUUUUUUUGUUUUCUAAUCUAAGCUUAACCCUUGCCUCAGUGACUACCAUACAUAACCCUAAAACACUAUCUAACCCCAUACCUUCGUCACUACUAUACCACACCUUAUAAAGUCACUAAUUAACUCCAUACCUUCGUCACUACUAUACCACACCUUAUUAAGUCACUAAUUAACUCCAUACCUUCGUCACUACCAUACCACACCUUAUAAAGUCACUAAUUAACUCCAUAUCUAACCCUAAGUCACUUACUAACUCAUUAGCAGGGAAGUUCACUUGCUUAAUACAUCUAAAUCGGCAGAUAAAUAUGUGGGUUUUUGUUGUUUUCUGUGAGUAUGAUUUUCAACCAGUGUAAAAGUUAUUGUGUGAUCAUGUUGGAAUAGACAGUAGCUCCUGAUCAAUACUGUUUUGUGAUUUGAAAAUGUGCCACAGUUUUGUUUUAAUACAAUUUGUCAUUCAAAUAAAAAAACAUGUUAAUAAA